UUCACCAAACCUAUGAUCAGAUGAUCAAAAACAAACAAAAAAUUGUCAUUUACCUCACAUUCUCAUUGAGAUACAUUUCACAAACCUUUUCAACAUGUCUGAACAGUCCUUGCUUAAUGAUGUCAAGGACUAUUAUGGAAAAGUGCUGAAAACAUCUGAUGAUUUGAAGACAAAUGCUUGCAAAACUGCUUGCCAGAAAAUGCCAAAUCAUCUUCUGAAAACCAUGAAGCUUGUCCAUGACGAUGUUGUUGCUAAGUAUUAUGGUUGUGGACUCAUCAUCCCAGAAAAUGUCCAGGGGUGUAAAGUUUUGGACCUCGGGAGUGGAAGCGGAAGAGACUGUUACAUCCUCAGUAAACUUGUGGGAGAGAAUGGCCAAGUGACAGGAAUCGAUAUGACAGAAGAACAGAUUGAUGUGGCACGGAAGUACAUUGAUUACCACACCAAAACAUUUGGAUUCAGCAAACCAAAUGUCGAGUUCAAGAAGGGUUACAUUGAAAGGCUUCGGGAAGCAGGCAUUGCAAAGAAUGAGUAUGAUGUCAUAGUAUCCAACUGUGUAGUUAAUCUAUCCCCAGAUAAAAGGGCAGUUCUAAGGGAGGCGUACGAUUCACUUAAGGUUGGAGGAGAAAUGUACUUCAGUGAUGUCUACUGUGACAAAUUCUUACCAGAGCAUAUCCGAAAAGAUAAGGUUCUGUGGGGAGAGUGCCUCUCAGGGGCUCUAGCUUGGACAGAGUUGGUGCAGCUGGCUGAGGAAGUUGGUUUCUGUAAACCAAGACUUGUGAAGGCAAGCCCCAUCACUGUUGACAAUGAAGAAAUGGAGAAGAUUGUCACUGGCUACAAGUUUGUAUCUGCAACAUAUCGUCUGGUGAAAUUACCGCUCGACCUUCAACCAAAAUGUCAAGUGAUAUAUGAAGGCAAUAUUGAGGGAGCAGAGGAAGAAUUCUUCUUAGACUAUGCCACAUCGUUCAAAGCAGGUGAUGUAGUAUCAGUGGAUUCGGAGGUUGCCACCAUCUUACACUGCUCGCGAUACAAUAGUGACUUCACCUUACAGCCAUGUGACAAGGGACAGAAUGGAUCUGCUUGUUGUCCGACAACCAAGAAACACAAUCCAGACCCAUUUGCUCUACUGGAGGGAAAAGGAUAUACUGAUGUCGGAUGUUGUGGCCCAAGCAAGAAGGAUUCAGGAUGCUCUCCUCCCACUAGUAGCAAGGCCCAAGGGUGUUGUCCUGCCAGCACUUAGGCGUCAGGGUGCUGCCCUCCCAACAACACAGGUUCUGGGUGCUCCUCCUCAGGAGAUUAGGGAUCGGAGUGCUGUUGAGGGAUUAGACAUUAAGCUUAGAUUCUGCUGUGGAUCACUCCAAAAGGGAGGACUCUUAUAACUGGCAUUGUAGAGCUGGCUGUGAUUAACUUGGUAUUCCUCUUAUUAUGAUGAAUCUUUGAAUGGACCAUCUAACGGAAUUUGAUAGCUCAUACAACAGCCUCCACUGGGGAGGAUGAUUAUUAUAUAAUAGUAAAUGAACUGAUGUUGUAAAUUCUGCCAUGAUCCGACAGCUUGGUGCACGAAAAAAGAAUUUUAAAAAACGGUGCUGCGGCCAACUGACUGGAAUACCAAGUCUAGACUGUUCAUGCAAUGUUGUUUGAAGACAUUAUCAAAUGUAUCUAGUUGAAAUUAUGGAAACUUACUUGCCAAUAUCCUGCAAGCCACUUACUUUUCAGCUAAGAAAACUGUCAAACACUGUCAUGAACUUUUUAUUUGAUACCUUUUGAUUUGAUGCUUUGUUGGCUUCAAGUACCCCUUUGUUGAUAUAUAUUUCUGCAAAUACAUGUACAUGUACAUUUC
Lineus longissimus is the source of this 1837-nucleotide messenger RNA. Its product is annotated as arsenite methyltransferase-like. Gene Ontology annotation, cellular component: cytosol. Bases 95 to 1237 code for a protein of 380 amino acids. The transcript is spliced from 8 exons. Gene Ontology annotation, biological process: arsonoacetate metabolic process; toxin metabolic process. Gene Ontology annotation, molecular function: arsenite methyltransferase activity. The record is from RefSeq and is a predicted model, not a curated record. NCBI's taxonomy places the organism in Eukaryota, Metazoa, Nemertea, Pilidiophora, Heteronemertea, Lineidae.